Molecule: messenger RNA, 3988 nt
Organism: Megalops cyprinoides (Indo-Pacific tarpon)
Lineage: Eukaryota; Metazoa; Chordata; Actinopteri; Elopiformes; Megalopidae
Product: DDB1- and CUL4-associated factor 10-like
Exons: 6
Coding region: 312-1919 (535 amino acids)
Cellular component (GO): Cul4-RING E3 ubiquitin ligase complex
Molecular function (GO): protein binding
Source: RefSeq, a predicted model, not a curated record
UAAAUGCAGUUUCUAUGGAUAGGCAGAUCCAUCGAUAGACAUGUCUUUUAUUUUGAAAUACGCAGCACCCAGUCUUGCCAACAGGAAGUAGAAUUAUCCUGUUUGUGGCUCUCCUUACACAGCUGUUCGCAGUACAACAGAGCGGCAACUAGUUGUUUGGUUAGGGCGAGGCGGUCUCGGGGUUCCAUUAUGAAAGCCAGCACAUUGUUUAAGUGUUUUUAGGUAGGUUAAACCAAGCCAAGGUUUAAAGGGUGGAAGGGGGCAGAGAAGUCACGAACCCCCGCACUUCCUCUGUCCCGUGAGGCGAGCAAAUGGAUCCAUCGCCAGAGCCGCACGCAACCGAUACCCCCACGAUUAGCUCGGAUCGCCAAAGCGACGGCGAAGAAGCCGACAAUGACUCUCCUUCGGACAGGCCCAGCAGCAGAACUUCGGAAGAGGAAGAUCCGGACGAUGGAGGAGGUGAUGAAGAAGAGGAGAUAGGUCGGGAGCGGUCGCCACCGCUGCAGCACAGUCGCGGAUCUGCCGGGAGUUGGGGUAGUGCGAAGCCGGGCACAGCGGAGGGUGGCUUUCAGUCUCAGUGCAUGAGCGCGGCGGGGCACAGUACAGGAGGUUUGGUGAAAGGGUUGUUUUGGUGGCUGCGACAAAGGACGCUGGGGAGGGGUAGUUUUGUUGAUCCCGCCCGUGAUAACUUCAGGACAAUGACGAGCAUGUACCGCUCAAUGAACCCCGCGGACUCUGUGAAUUUGAGCACCAAAACGCACGGUGCGGUGUUCAAUUUGGAGUACUCACCUGAUGGGUCUGUGCUGACGGUAGCGUGCGAACAGACGGAGGUGCUCCUCUUCGACCCCAUCUCGUCCCGGCACAUCCGAACACUGGUGGAGGCCCAUGAAGACUGCGUCAACAACAUCAGGUUUCUGGACAACCGCCUGUUCGCCACCUGCUCGGAUGACACCACCAUUGCAUUGUGGGACCUGCGGAACCUGAGCUCCAAGGUGUGCUCCCUGCAUGGGCACGCCAGCUGGGUGAAGAACAUCGAGUACGACACCAACACCCGCCUCCUCGUCACCUCCGGCUUCGACGGCAACGUCAUCACCUGGGAUACCAACAGGUUCACAGAGGAGGGCUGCCCACAUAAGAAGUUCUUCCACACGCGCUACCUGAUGAGGAUGCGCCUGACGCCCGACUGCUCCAAGAUGCUCAUCUCCACCUCAUCGGGCUACCUACUCAUCCUGCACGACCUGGACCUCACCCAGUCGCUGGAGGUCGGCAGCUACCGCACCCUGCGGGCCCGCCGGACCACCCUCGCCGCCGACGGCUCCAGGACGGUGGGCGCCCCCCGCCAUGGCGGCGACCCCGGCAAGAGCCGGCCCCAGUCCUCGCUCAGAGAAGGCGCCCCUCCAAGGAACAGCCUGGAGGUGCUGACCCCAGAGAUCCCCGGGGAGCGAGACCGGGGGAACUGCAUCACCUCCCUGCAGCUUCACCCCAAAGGCUGGGCCACCCUGCUCCGCUGCUCCAGCAAUGCUGACGACCAGGAGUGGACUUGCGUGUACGAGUUCCAGGAGGGUGCCCCGCCGCCGCGGGCGGCCACCGCCUCCCCGCGCCGCUCCCUCCGGCUCACGCACUACAUAGAGGAGGCAAACGUCGGGCGGGGCUACAUCAAGGAGCUGUGCUUCAGCCCCGACGGGCGCCUCAUCUGCUCGCCCUACGGCUACGGCGUGCGGCUGCUGGCCUUCGACGGGCGCUGCGGCGAGCUGACCGACUGGCCUCCAGCCGACGGGCCGCCCGCUGCACUGCGCGAGGUGCGCUCCAUCUACUCCCACAGCGACGUGGUGCUCACCACCAAGUUCUCCCCCACGCACUGCCAGCUGGCCUCUGGCUGCCUCAGCGGACGCGUCUCCCUCUACCAGCCCAAGUUCUAGAGCCCCGUCUCCCUCCCCCACCUCCCGUGCGUGGCGACCAACGGGCAGGGCAGUGACGUACCGCGGUAGGAAGGGGCGGAGCUUGUGGCCCAGGCGUCAGCAGUUCCAGGAUUCCCAGGUGGUGACACUGCCGUUGUACCCUUGGGCGAGGCACUUAACCUGAACUGCUGCAGUAAUGAUCCAGCUGGAUGUAAGCUACACUAGUCGCUCUAGGCAAGGGUGCCUGCUUAGCAAAUUAAUGUAUCGUAAUGAAACCCCCAACCAGGUGGACCAAGCUAAGAGUGGGGGGCUGCUCCAGCCAGUGACUCCUUAUUGCGCAAUCUCUCCCUCCCUCCCUCCCCAGUCCUGAAGGAGUCGGUGGUACGUUGAGAGUCGGAAAACUGUGGUUUUUUCCCUCUGUUUUGGAUGCUGUAGUGUCUGCAGUGAUGCAAGCCAGGUGGACACCUUCAGAGGCCUCGUCCCAGCGUCUCCCGGAAGCUGAGAUGUAGGGGCAGGGGGUAGAAGUCGUCCAGCCUAAUUGUGUUGGGGUGCAGUCUUGCUUUCUUUCGGCAGCUAUACAUGGAGAGGACUUAUGCUUGUGGAAAUCAUUGGAAGAUGUCAUUCAGCUAAUGUGCCAGCAGGAGCUAUUGCCAUAUCAACCCAGCACACCUUUUUAACUCAGUUUGCAAGUCAGAAUGAAAAAUGCUCAAAUGUAGAUAAAACCUCAUCCUGUCCUAAGGACUUCAGAUUGGCUUAGGGAUGCCGUUGGGAGAAAGAGUGGUUCAGGUGCCUAUACUUUAUUCAAUCUUGGGCAUUGUUAACAGCCCAUGUUUAUUAUCUGUUGUUGCUGUUGUAUGUAGUGCAGAUUCUUCUGUUUUAAACAUUUUGCCAUUAUCUUUGUUUUGAAUAUUUUUGGUACUUUGGGAAACAGAACUGUCACACAGGAAAGUGUACUGAAGACAGAGGCAGACUGGCUGGAAGAAGAACGUCAACAAGAAUAAGAGGUUUGCUCUGUAAACCUGGCACUGGCCACAACACCCCACAGAAGAGGAGUGGGCAGAACUUUACGGCCCUGCCUGGGUUCUGCCUGAACGCCACUGAUCUCCACACAUAUGCAGGGAUUGGUGUCUUUUUCCACAACUACAGGAAGCAGGAAACAGGAAGUGGACUCUAGGGACUGUCAUCCUUGCAGGUCCUUCUCCUUCCUCAGCCCAGGGGGAGGCUGUGCGCCCCCUCUUGUCCGGCAUGGGCCCGGUCAGGAUCCCGGAUCAGAACUCCAAUGGUGUUUACUAACAUCUCUCAAAGGCACUGGCUACCCUACACCUUGCUGCCUCUUACAGAUUCCCAUUGGUGCUUCUUCAUCGCCGUUAAUUGGUGGAGAAUUCUUUCCACUUGACCUGCUGCCAGUUAAAUAGGUUGUCGUCUCUUUCCACUGUUUUAUAUUCUUUUGCUUUUUAUUCACGUAUACCUGUCACAUGUUUUAAAAAGUUAAUAAUCCAAACCCUGUAGCUACGGUGUAAAUGUUUUUGAUAGAUUUUAGUUCUCAUAUUGCGGUUUUAACAACACUGCAGUUCAGUACAUUGCUUGGGUUGCAGGUAUUUUGCCUCAUUUCUUCUUGUCUGCAUUGGUAAGAGAAAUGAGCCCCCAGUUCAGCACUGUUUUCCCCUGUCCUUAAACUUCUAAAAAGUUGUUUUCUUUUCUAUGGUUCUUCUAUGGUUUUGUUCAAAUGAGCACCACUGAAUCAGAAUUAUCACCUGGCUUUGAAUACAGAAUAAGUGGUGUCUGCCAUCUGUACAGUACAUUAAGGGAGUGAGAAGUCAGGUUGUUACUUUUUAGGGGGCCACCAGCACUUACCACCAUUGUUCACACAUCUGAAAUCACCCCACGCUGUAAGUAUAAAAUUCAGUUCUGUUGUCAAUGUCUGUUCAUCAUUUUUUUUUCAGAAGAGAACUGAGCUUAUGCAGCACACUGUUUUAUGGUUGCAAUAAGCAGCCCAAGAAACAAUGUCUCUCACUUACUCAUUCACACUCACCUGUUAGCAUCUCGCCUGAGGUAAUGGCAGUACCUUGGUUUUACCACAAGAGGGCAAA